AUAAAAUAACUGCGAUCGUAAGCGAGAAAUGAACCUUCUUUUACACUCUUUGGUCCUUAUGUGACAGAAAAAAAUUGUUGAUAAUCUAUAGUAGAGAAGUCGAUCACGGAGGUUUUAACUAAAUUAAAACGAAUUAAUUCACUUUCUCUACACCACUGAAUGCAUGAUUUAAAAAAGAAAUCAACGGCGAUUUCAACUGUGGGAAACGCGAUGUACAGCGAGAGUCAUAUGUUUUUAUUUAUUUUCUGAGUGAUACGCAAUUGUAACAAAGGAUUUGUGAUUCAGUUUUGUCCGCUGGAAGACUUAUUAUGGAGAGCAUUUUGAGUAACCCAUAUUAAAAGGAACGAACGCGUGCAACUAAGCAUUAAGAAUAUUCUCCUUACAGGCGGCCUCAACAGAGCCGGAGAUUAUGGAAACUCGAAAAUGGCUUUUCGUCGCUCUUUUGGCCGCCGCUUGUGUACCAUUGGUACUAGCUCAAACUACUAACGAUGGUGAUGUAAGUGAUCAAACCAGCACUGCCGGUACGACCAGCACCACUGCUGCAAAUAAAAAUCCGGAAAAUAGUGUUGCAACCGGAAGUGAUGACGAGGCUGAUGAAGACAAUGGUGGUCCAUCAACUACCUCAGCUAGUACAGAAGCCGUGGAGACAGUCACAAAGAGAGAGUUUGAUAUAACCGGCGUACGAAUGCAGUCGUACCUCGGCAGAAACUUCAGCGCCUUCUGCGGCAUUCCGUAUGCCGAACCACCGAUAGGACUCCGGCGAUUCAAGCAACCGGUACGAAUGACGUACGAUGGUAACAUUGACGCUACAAAGUGUGAAGAGACGCCCAUUUGUAUGCAGAUACGUUGGAACCAAGACGACCAAGAACUCAUCGGCAGUGAAGACUGCUUGUAUCUUAACGUUUACGAACCAGAGGCGGGGAGCCCCAACAUGCCGGUAUUGGUGUAUUUCCACGGCGGUGGCUUCUUCUCUGGCUCUGGAACGUUCGAAGAUGCUGGGCCGCAUUACUUCAUGGACCAAGAUGUCAUCCUGGUCACUGUCAACUACCGUCUUGGACCCCUCGGUUUCUUCAGCUUGAAUCAACGUGAUGCUCCUGGCAACAUGGGGCUCUACGACCAGGUGAUGGCGCUCCAGUGGGUGAAAGACUACAUCAAAUAUUUUCACGGUGAUCGGUUUCGCGUCACUAUCAUGGGCGAGGGAGCAGGCGGCGCCUGUGUUCACUUGCAUCUCUUCUCUCCAAUGUCCAGAGGUUUGUUCUCACGGGCCAUUUCGCAGUCUGGUGUAGCGUUCAACUCAUGGGCGCUCAUGAAGGACAUGGUUAACACGUCUAAGACACAUGCGGCACUCCUUGGUUGUAACAAAGAAAAAGAUUCUAUGACUAUGAAAUGUCUGAGGGAAGUCGAGGCAGAACGAAUUGUGAACUCUACCAGAGGACUGCAUUUCUGGCUGCAGGAGCCGCUUGUGAUCUACAGACCUAUGGUUCAGGAAGGCAGACUUGGAAGGGAUAUUUUCCUGCGACAUGAUCCAAUGGACUUACUGUUCCGAAUGGAGUUCCAUAAUGUACCCUGGCUUGUGGGUGUUGUUAAGACGCCGGGAUUCUUUCAUGCUAGGCGAUAUUUAGUAGACGACCAGCUACUGGCCUCUCUGUUGUCAAAAUUCGACGAAUAUGGGCCUGCGUUGCUUGAUAUGCAUUUGAGCAUACCGGACAGUGCAGAACAGCAGAGCGCCUUGUCAAAGUUGAUGGAUUUGUACGAAACUACCGACGGUGCUUUCGAAAGGGAUUCGCUACUACAGAUUUUUAAUGAUCGUGAACACAACUUGGGCCACAUUCUGGCUGUUGCCUACCAUGCACUCCUCUUUCAUGAGAAUCUGUACCAAUACAGGUUUGAAUACCGUGGUGUGCAUUCCAUGGCUGAGAACAUCGAAGCUCUCAAAGAGGACGACGUGGUGAACGAAGAUGACCUCAUCUAUCUGCUGAGACGGCCGGCUCUGUUUCCAGACUUCGACAGAAGCAGCUUAGAAGGCAAACGUGACUUCCAAAUGAUGAGAAGGCUCACUUCUAUAUGGGCGGAGUUCGCAGCAACUGGGCAUGUGAAGGCUUUGCAUCGCAGUAAACGUGGCAACGCUGCACUCGCCCAGCUAACCACCUUCACCCAUGGAACUGGCCCACUCGCUGAACUCGUCAACAGGAUUCUCGCAAGACGUCGACGAGCUAAUGAAGUGGCAGUCUCUUCCACUGAAGGGGAAGACCAAGAUGACCCUGAUGACGACCUAACAAAAAGUGAAGAGGAAGCGUCUGACAUGGGCCCAGGAGAGUGGAAAGACUUCGUACACAUAACGUCGGAAAAUAAGUCCACCUGUUGGGAAAAUUACGGCAGCACUAUGUGGCCUGCCGUCAAGAGGUUUCCUUUUACGGCUGGAAAUGUGCCCUUGUUGCCAUAUAUGUCUUUCGGGAAAGGCGGGAACGACACUCCUGUCCAGUUCUGUCUACGUUACCUCAUGGAAUUCGACCGGUUGCUCCACUGGAUACAGCUGCCACUGGAGGAAGUAAAACUACCCGACUUCUUCCUGAAUAUCACUACUACUACCGGCGGGACUUCUGAGACGAGUGCUAUCACGGAGACGACCGGAUUCAUCUGCCCCACUAUGCCUGUCUCCAUACCAGCUGAGGAACCGCAGACGACGCCAUCAUCCAUACUGACCAUGAGGCCGGCGCCGGGUCCGAUGCCGGUGUUCCCGCCGCCGCCCCCGCCGCCGCCGCCGCCACCACCACAGCCGCCCCAGCCGCCGACACAAUUCCCGUUUGAAAAAGAAGAGUCUCAGCCGCCUACAACGCAGAUGGGGAUGGAAUUGGAGACGGAGACUGUCCCACAAACUUCACAACAAAGAUACACGUGGCCACGGUAUCCGAAGCCUCCCGAACCGCCACAGCCCACGUAUCCACAAGUCGACUUCUCGCUCCCGCCGCUGACGACUAGAGCGCCAGCGGACUCCCAGCUUCCGUGGUAUCGUCCAACCAGACCGGGCCCUCCAGAUCACUUUGAGACGUUCACGUGGCCAUUUGCCUCAACAGAAAUGUCUACGGGGAAAAGUCCGCAGAAACCCGCAGCAAAGCCCACCUCGCGUCCUUCACAUCCGAAGGGAACAGCGCCUCCCACGUCGCGUGUCGUUUGGUCGUACAUCGCUCUACUGCUGUUGCUGCACCUGGUUGUCCGGCUCUAAGUGUCUGUCAAGCUACCAUGUAUUUGUCUGUGCUCCUUGACGCGUUCGUGUGUCUUAUAUUGGUGUGUAACAUAACAAUUUUCUCGUGGCAUUCUUGUCAAGCUGAAAUUUCUGUGUAAAAUUUUCAAUAUAUUAAAUUCUUAUAUUUUCAA
Molecule: messenger RNA, 3375 nt
Organism: Schistocerca gregaria
Lineage: Eukaryota; Metazoa; Arthropoda; Insecta; Orthoptera; Acrididae
Product: carboxylesterase 1C-like
Exons: 14
Coding region: 410-3223 (937 amino acids)
Molecular function (GO): hydrolase activity
Source: RefSeq, a predicted model, not a curated record